GUGCCGGGCUGAGUGAUCACUGCUCGUCACAACAACACUUCCACGUAGCCGAACAACACCAGCAACAUAAGAUGCCACCCAAAGCGGACUGGGAGAAAUAUGAGCGCAAGCUUGAUGAGAAGGAGGAGAAGAUCGUCGCGCUUGACGAGUCCGAUAUUCAAAUCCUUAAGACCUACGGCCAGGGACCUUACUCCAUUGCGCUCAAGAACAUUGAGAAGGAGCUGAAGGAGAUUCAGAAGCGCGUCGAUGAGAAGAUGGGCGUCAAGGAGUCGGAUACUGGUCUCGCACCUGCAAACCUCUGGGACACGACGGCCGACAAGCAGCGCCAGGGCGAGCACCCACUGCAGGUCGCGCGUUGCCAGACGAUUAUCCGUGCCACCAACCCUCAACCCCAGAUGGCCCUCAAUCCCCAGGACGGCGCCGGUGCCGGUAACCCCGACGGAGACCGAUAUGUGAUCUCGAUCAAGCAGGUCGCCAAGUUUGUGGUAGGCCUCGGCGAUCAGGUGUCCCCCACCGAUGUCGAGGAGGGCAUGCGCGUCGGCGUUGACCGCACCAACUACAAGAUCUUGAUUCCACUGCCACCCAAGAUUGACCCUUCGGUGACGAUGAUGCAGGUCGAGGAGCGCCCUUCAGUUACAUACGCCGACGUGGGAGGGUGCAAGGAGCAGAUCGAGAAGCUGCGAGAGGUUGUCGAGCUCCCCCUGUUGGAACCUGAGCGCUUUGCCAACCUGGGUAUCGAGCCGCCAAAGGGCGUGUUGCUCUACGGUCCGCCGGGAACGGGCAAGACGCUGUGUGCGCGUGCCGUGGCGAACAGGACAGACUCAACAUUCAUCCGCGUCAUUGGAUCGGAGCUGGUGCAAAAGUACAUUGGCGAGGGUGCGCGCAUGGUGCGCGAGCUGUUCGAAAUGGCGCGCUCGAAGAAGGCGUGCAUCAUCUUCUUCGACGAGGUCGACGCAAUCGGGGGAGCGCGCUUUGACGAUGGCGCAGGCGGUGACAACGAGGUGCAGCGCACUAUGCUGGAACUCAUCAACCAGCUCGAUGGUUUCGACGCGCGUGGUAAUAUCAAGGUCAUCAUGGCGACCAACCGUCCUGACACGCUUGACCCUGCGCUGCUGCGUCCUGGGCGACUGGACCGCAAGGUCGAGUUCAGCUUGCCAGAUGUUGAGGGGCGCGCGCACAUUCUCAAGAUUCAUGGCAAGAGCAUGAGCGUUGAGCGCGACAUCCGUUACGACCUCAUCGCUCGUCUCUGCCCCAACGCAACCGGUGCUGAGCUCAAGGCUGUCGCAACGGAGGCGGGCAUGUUUGCGAUUCGCGCACGCCGGAAGGUUGCAACGGAGCGCGACUUCCUUGACGCCGUGGAGAAGGUUAUUCGCCAGGGUACAAAGUUCUCUAGUACCGCGCUGUAUGCGCAGUACAACUAGUGUAUGCAUAGAAGAUGUAAGCAGCGAGCAUGAGAGAAUGGGAAC
Messenger RNA from Cutaneotrichosporon oleaginosum, 1466 nucleotides. The record is from RefSeq and is a predicted model, not a curated record. Lineage: Eukaryota; Fungi; Basidiomycota; Tremellomycetes; Trichosporonales; Trichosporonaceae.